AUGGCUUCAGCAAUGGUGGCGCCGGCGAGCAGUUUGCCCCUACAGGGUAAUGCUCAAACCCAUGCCCGAGUACCACUCAUCAUUAACAAUAUUGCCAUCCAUGACAACUCGGACAAGAACUAUUACACCUUGGCAGACAGUGCCGAGGCCCAGCGCUUGAUGCAGGAAGAGAUCCAUUGCGAGGCAGCAUGGGCCCAGAAGAGCUUCAUGGGCAGCGUCGCUUUGAUCGAGGAGAACGCAUGCCUCGCAACAUCUCAGGCGUUGCAAGGCUCCAUACCACAUACCCACCGCGAGGGCGCACAUGCUGCCGUCAUCAACAGGCCCUUUGGUGUGGUUCUUGGGAUUGCCCCAUGGAAUUCUCCACUCAUCCUUGCAUUUCGGGCAGUCAUCGCUCCCUUGGUAGCUGGAAACACGGUCAUUUUGAAGGGCUCUGAGCUCAGUCCCAAAACUCGCUUUUUUGUUGCAAACUUGUUUGUAGAAGCGGGGUUUCCACCAGGAGUCGUCAACUUUUUGCUUCAUCGGCCUCAAGAUGCCGCCAGUGUGGUCCACAGUCUCAUCAAUAACCCAGCCGUGCGCAAGAUCAACUUUACCGGCUCGACAAAGGUAGGAAGGAUCAUUGCCAAGGCCGCUGGUGAAGCAAUCAAGCCUGUGCUUCUCGAGCUUGGAGGAAAGAAUUGCGUUCUCGUGCUCGAAGAUACCGAUGUACAGAGAGCAGCUGAAGGAGUACUCGAGGGGAUGGUGGAGAAUCUCAGAAGAGAUCCGACAAUAUCAGCUUGUCGGCUCUGGAUCGAACGACAGAGUCAGCUCUUUGACCAAACCAAGGGUGAUAACAACAGAACACCUAUCACUAUUCUCGAAGGCAUUACUGAGUCCAUGGAUAUCCUUUCUGCCGAGAGCUUUGGGCCUAUUGCAGGAAUCCGCGUUGUCUCGGAUGAGAAUGAGGCGAUAUCCAUCGUGAAUAGUCUCAACCACGGCCUAUUCAGCCCACUUUGGACAAAGGACAUGCAUCGUGCUUGGAGAUUGCCUCUCGGCUUCAUGUGA
Molecule: messenger RNA, 1041 nt
Organism: Fusarium vanettenii 77-13-4
Lineage: Eukaryota; Fungi; Ascomycota; Sordariomycetes; Hypocreales; Nectriaceae
Exons: 5
Coding region: 1-1041 (346 amino acids)
Molecular function (GO): succinate-semialdehyde dehydrogenase (NAD+) activity
Source: RefSeq, a predicted model, not a curated record